AUGUUCGUCAAUUUUGCUAUUCGAUUCUGUGCAAUUUCUGAUGUGAACCUAACGAAUGAUUUGAAAACAGUAAAAAGAAAAUCAUCAUUAGUUAAGAAAACUUCCAACGGAUUUAAAAAAUUUAAGUUUACAAAUGAAUCGCAUUUACGUAAGUUUAAAACAACAUUAUUUUAGUUUGCGGCCUUAAGAUAAAUUGACUGUUUCGGUAUAAUAUAGUUUCUUAACUAAUCUCAGAAGAAAUUUCCUGAAUUCGGCGAAUUCUUCGUUUUCUUAUUUAAUAUUAACCAAAUAAAAAAAUGUUAUGAUCCAUUAUAGAAUUUAAGAAAAUACAUGAAUCAACAAAUGAGCCCAGUUCAGAUGCGUCUAGCGCAGAUGUGUUAAUGUCCGAAAAACUUCUGCAAGCGGCCAUUGGUAAAUAAUUGAAUUUACAAACUAAAAUUUACCGAUUCUCUCAAUAUUGNUAAUUUUCUAACGCCACACAAAUUAUUAACCCAAAAUUAUUUUUAAUUUUUUUUUAAUAUAUGUAAUAAUAUUUAAACAAAAUAAUUUUUUGUUAAUAAUUUGUCUUGUGAAAACUAAUUUAAUUAUUUAGAGUCGUUCGACUUGGGAAGUUUAAACCCUUUUACUAUGAGAUUUAAUAAUAUGUACUUGAAAUGUUUUGUAUGCUUUGUUUCGAGACUUUUUUUUAACCUUUUUAAGUUUUUUUUUUUUGUGAAUUUUAAGUGCAAUAAGUUCCGAGUGAUACUUAUUAUAGUACCAGUUGCUUUAUGUUAACUAAAUUACUAUUGAUAAUAUUUUAAACCAUUAAAUUGCAGAUAGCAUUUUACUAAAGGAACCAGACGUUUCUGAGACCGAAACGUCACAAGUGUUUUUUUACGGGUUUCCUCGAGAAGUUGAGAAGAAAAAUGAAGACAUUAUUAGUAGUCCUGAAAAUAUUAAAGGUAAUAAAACAAACAGCGAUUCAUUAUAUUUAGUAUGUACAUUUAGCCAGAAUCUAUUUGUAUAACUUUUCUACUAUACAUCAGUGGAAAAGCUUUUUUUUAAAUGACUCGCUCGCCACCUAUUGUAAAAUCCAGAAACUGAAGACAAAAUUACUUAGGCUAUUAUUAUGGAUAUAUUUGCUUGUACCUGUACAGUAUACACUAUAUGUCCGUCAAUUUUUUUGGUUAUUUUAUUUUAUUUUGCGUCUAUGUAUUUUUCCAUAAUAUUCUUAAAUAGUAUUAUGGUAAUAUUAAUAAAUUAUAAAAUAGGGAUGUAAAUAAUAUUAAUGUCAGUAUUUUAUAUUUAUUUGUAGUCUUAAAUAUUAGAAGUCGCCAAGCUAUGUUAAGUUAAUUGUAUUCAAUUAUCACACUUAUCAAAUACAAACAGUUAUAAACAAUUUCUAUACUAAAGAAUUUUAACAAUUACUAAACCUCUUUUUGAUAUCACAACUAUUCUAAGGUGAAUUUUUUUUUCUUACCGAGGGUUUUUUACACGUAGUUGACGGGGGGAAAGGUAAGUAAAAACUGUUGGAAUAUAAACAACUCAGUAUAAUUGGAAAAUUGUAUAAUAUAGUUUCUUAAUUAAUCUCAGAAAAAAUUUCCUGAAUUCAGCGAAUUCUUCGUUUUCUUAUUUAAUAUUAACCAAAUAUAAAAAUUUUAUGAUCUAUUAUAGAAUUUAAGGAAAUACAUGAAUCAAAUGAGCCCAGUUCAGAUGCGUCUGGCGCAGAUGUGUUUAUGCCCGAAAAACUUCUGCAAGCGGCUAUUGGUAAAUAA
Messenger RNA from Cinara cedri, 1754 nucleotides. Lineage: Eukaryota; Metazoa; Arthropoda; Insecta; Hemiptera; Aphididae. The record is from the annotation of a GenBank genome assembly.